Ipomoea triloba (trilobed morning glory) is the source of this 657-nucleotide messenger RNA. Its product is annotated as protein FAR1-RELATED SEQUENCE 9-like. Gene Ontology annotation, molecular function: zinc ion binding. The transcript has a single exon. Bases 1 to 657 code for a protein of 218 amino acids. Lineage: Eukaryota; Viridiplantae; Streptophyta; Magnoliopsida; Solanales; Convolvulaceae. The record is from RefSeq and is a predicted model, not a curated record.
AUGUUGUAUGUCAUUAAAGACGAGCACAACACGGUUUACAGUGUCCAAUACAAGCUCGCUGAUUUUAGUGCAGCGUGUAGUUGCAAGUUAUUCCUGAAAAUGGGUUUAGUUUGCAGGCAUAUAAUUUUGGUUUUCAAAGAUGCCCAAUUACAGACCCUGCCACCCCAAUAUGUGGUUGGUAGAUGGUGCAAACACAGCAAUGCCGCGCGAUGUAGUGAAUUGGCUGCCGUGAGCAGUUCCAACGGGUCGCGUAUAAACUUAUUGUGGGGCGAGAUCAACACGUGCGUGGGAAUGGUGGGUAGCAACGAUGGGCGACACACCCGUUUGUUACAAGUAAUGAAAGAUCUGACAGCUGAAUUCCUAAAUGAUGGGUCGGGCAGUGAUAUGGUAAAGGGCAACACCGCUGCUAUUGCGACAUUGUGUGGUGUUAGUCCUCCGCAGAAUAUAUCCAUCAAACCCCCAGCACAGGCAAAGAACAAAGGCAGCGGGAAACGUAUCAAAAGCAAGCGAGAGUUAGCUAUGGAGGCUAGGGCACGGGGCGAGCGUAAGUGCGUGGCAUGUGGUUUAUAUGGGCGUCAUGACAGUCGAAAUUGUGUUAUUGUCCCACGUGUUCGAACCGAUAAAAAGGCCGCCUCUAAACGAAGGUCCAAACAAUAA